AUACAAGCCGUUUGUUGUGGUCUGGUUUUUGAGUGUCCUGAAAAACUCUAUCUGACAGUGCAGUCUUUAAUAAAGAACAAAGACAUGAACAUUGGAUCUUUGGUGUCAUAUAUUCCCAAAAGCAGAAUAUUAUUAUGGGCAGACCUGACUUACAGUGAUGCAGAAGAAAUCACCAAAACACAGUCUACAGCAGAGAUUUCAAGAAUUUUGUGCCAGGCAUUGCACAUCCAGGCUCCUGAGCCCCAGCGGGACAUUCUCCUCGAGAUGUACACAAACAUUGUGCUUUUCUGCAGACAGCAAAAGUUCAGCAAAGAGCAAACAUCUGUUCUUCUGUCCAUCAUAAAGAAUGUGCAUCAGCUUAACACAGAAACUCCCCUGAACAACAUGGACCAGUGUUUUACAUACUGCAGUGAGCUUCUGCUCUGUCAUUCUGUCAGAAGACCCCCAUUCAGUAUUGAUCUGUUCAAUUCAGCACAAGUGACUGAGAUUAUGAAAUAUCUCAUCAACACAUAUAUGAGACAUUACCUGCUUUAUAAGUACAUAUUUACACCUCAGAUGUAUUUGGAUUUAUCACUGUCUUAUGUUGGAAUGCCAGAUGAGCUCACGACGGAUCAGCUAGAAACCUCUGAAGCAGAGAUGGAAACGAAAAACAAAGCCGAUGAAGCAAGCGAGCAAGAGACGGCUUCUACAGAAACCCUGCUGACUGAGACAGAGGUGUUAAAACAAGAUCCAUCCCCCAAGGGAGAGCUGAGGACAAUUAUACAAAAAGAAGUAAAGGAGGAAGUGAUGCGUUUGACUUCUCAUCUAGAAAAACGUUUGCAGGAAAGUGAUGAUCAGCUUAAGACAGCUCUCACUGCACUAGAGACCAGACUUCACGCUAAAAAGUGAUCACUGUAGACCAGGGGUCACCACCGGAGUCGCCCGCAGGCCUUUUUAAAAAUAAUAAAUAGCUCACCAUAGCACCACUUACCAGUGAGCUGCAUCUGUCUGUUUCCUACCUUGUAAAAUCA
This is a messenger RNA of Silurus meridionalis, 1010 nucleotides long. It is a transcript of the gene cfap119, whose product is annotated as coiled-coil domain containing 189. Bases 85 to 888 code for a protein of 267 amino acids. The record is from RefSeq and is a predicted model, not a curated record. NCBI's taxonomy places the organism in Eukaryota, Metazoa, Chordata, Actinopteri, Siluriformes, Siluridae. The transcript is spliced from 9 exons.